GGAAGGACAGAGACUCCGGCGCGCACGCCUCCUACCAAAAUCACAGCCCCGUGGAGCUGGGGCUUUCAUUCACAGCUUUCUAGAGAGAUCUGAGCCUGAACCUGCCAGCAAAAGGGAUCUCACCCACCCAGCUCAACAGCGAGGACACCUGCAGAUAAACAUACCCCAAUGCAAGGUGGUGCAGCCGUGUGAAGAGAAAGAUGGCAUAAAUUCUGCUUCCCUUUUGGAUGGAGACCACCAUACAUGGCUUGAAUGUCCUACUGCUUUCCAGGAAUAAGAAAAAGACCCUCUAGUUGUCUUUCUCUACAACAGCUUGGCAAUAAAACAAUUCUUGAAUGGGUCAAGGUUCCAGAAAACUUUCACUUGAAUGGGAUCAGUUCCUUUCCUUUUAAAAUAUCAGAAAUUGAGCACUGGGAAAGGAGAUUUAGCAAAGAUGACCCAUUUACAAGCUGGACUCAGUCCAGAGACUAUAGAGAAAGCUCGUCUGGAAUUAAAUGAAAAUCCAGAUAUAUUGCAUCAGGAUAUUCAACAAGUCCGGGAUAUGAUCAUCACCAGACCUGACAUUGGAUUUUUACGUACAGACGAUGCCUUCAUCUUGAGAUUUCUUCGAGCCAGGAAAUUUCACCAAACAGAUGCCUUUAGAUUACUGGCUCAGUACUUCCAGUACCGCCAGCUAAACCUGGACAUGUUCAAAAACUUCAAGGCUGAUGACCCUGGAAUCAAGCGGGCUCUGAUUGAUGGAUUCCCCGGGGUACUGGAAAAGAGAGAUCACUAUGGCAGGAAGAUCCUUUUGCUCUUUGCAGCCAAUUGGGACCAGAGUAGGAACUCCUUCACUGACAUUCUCCGGGCUAUUCUGUUGUCAUUGGAAGUUCUUAUUGAGGACCCGGAACUUCAGAUAAAUGGUUUCAUUUUAAUUAUUGACUGGAGCAAUUUCUCCUUCAAACAAGCCUCCAAACUCACACCUUCAAUCCUCAAACUGGCCAUUGAAGGAUUACAGGACAGUUUUCCUGCUCGCUUUGGAGGAGUCCAUUUUGUCAAUCAGCCCUGGUACAUUCAUGCCCUGUACACACUAAUCAAACCAUUCCUCAAAGACAAGACAAGGAAAAGGAUCUUUCUCCAUGGCAACAAUUUGAACAGCCUCCACCAACUAAUACACCCUGAAUUCCUGCCCUCUGAAUUUGGAGGGACCCUCCCGCCCUAUGACAUGGGAACUUGGGCUCGGACAUUACUCGGUCCUGACUACAGUGAUGAGAAUGACUAUACUCACACUUCCUAUAACGCAAUGCAUGUGAAACAUACAUCUUCCAACCUAGAGAGAGAGUGCUCACCCAAGCCGAUGAAAAGGUCUCAGUCUGUUGUGGAAGCUGGGACCCUGAAACAUGAGGAAAAGGGAGAGAAUGAGAAUACCCAACCACUCCUGGCUCUGGACUGAAUUCCAAAUCACCAAAAUACAUCUUACAAGCCACCAGCCUUCAGUGGCACCAGUCACCUAUGAAGCACAUGCUUAACUGAUCCCCACAGGCACACAUCUUGCUUGACAAAAGGUCCUCCACUUCUGUUGACAAUAAGGAUCGUCACCAGCCAUCUGUCUGAACAGCCAA
Sarcophilus harrisii (Tasmanian devil) is the source of this 1601-nucleotide messenger RNA. It is a transcript of the gene CLVS1, whose product is annotated as clavesin 1. Gene Ontology annotation, molecular function: phosphatidylinositol bisphosphate binding. Gene Ontology annotation, cellular component: membrane. The record is from RefSeq and is a predicted model, not a curated record. Bases 368 to 1432 code for a protein of 354 amino acids. Lineage: Eukaryota; Metazoa; Chordata; Mammalia; Dasyuromorphia; Dasyuridae. The transcript has 6 exons.